Molecule: messenger RNA, 1692 nt
Organism: Talaromyces amestolkiae
Lineage: Eukaryota; Fungi; Ascomycota; Eurotiomycetes; Eurotiales; Trichocomaceae
Exons: 1
Coding region: 1-1692 (563 amino acids)
Biological process (GO): DNA-templated transcription
Molecular function (GO): zinc ion binding; DNA binding
Source: RefSeq, a predicted model, not a curated record
AUGACUGAUCUGCCUAGUCCGGACACUCAUCCGGUAAUUGUGGCCAGAUAUAUGCUCAUGUUCGCAAUCACUUUACAGAGCCCGACCGGUGAGAAGUUGCAUGGUCUUUCUGAGCCGAACAGCGUCAUUAUGCAUCGCUUGAUGAUAGCUGCCACGACAUGGGUAACCACCAACCAAGACCUUCACGGGAGUGUUGAGAGUCUGAUUUGCAUUAUGCUAGAAGGUAUUUAUGAAAUAAACUGUGGCAAUCUCCGACGAGCUUGGGGUGUUUACCGCAGGGCGAUGACCGUAGCGCAGUUGAUGGGCCUUCACCGCUCGCCAAUACCAGCAUUGAAACGCAUCGAGCCGAGAGAUAAUGUUGACCCUGAAUUCAUGUGGUUUCGGAUUGUCUAUAUGGACCGCUAUCUCAGUUUACUGCUCGGUUUACCCCAGGCGUCAUCAGCUAGGAGUAUAGGAGACGUGUCGAUUCUGCAAGAUGAACCACCCUUGGGCAAAUUCGAGCGACGACUUACAGCCGUUGCAUCCCGUAUCUUGGAGCGUAAUGAAAGCACUUUUUCCACCAGUACAAUUAUAACGACACAAUCCAUCGACGCCGAAUUAUUGAAUAUAUCUAAAAUUAUGCCAUCAAGCUUUUGGCGCCCAGCAAAUUUCUAUGGAUUUACACCCGGAUCGCCGGAAGCCCUGUUGGAGAUAUUGCGCCUAGCAGCCCAGGUCUACUACUACGGCAUAUUAAUUCAGCUGCAUUUACCGUAUAUGAUGCACGGAAUUAGCGAUAACAGCGAGCACGAGUACUCCAAGAUCACCUGUGUCAAUGCUAGCCGGGAGAGCCUGGUACGCUUCAUUGCGCAUCGAACAUUUAACCCCAUGUCAUCCUGCUCACGACCAGUGGACUUCUUUGCUCUCUUAGCAGCAAUGACCCUUCUUCUUGCCCAUAUCGACGCUCAUCAUCACGCUCAUCAUCACCAAGAGGCGACUAAUUACCUAGUUCACCAGCGCUUGAGUGACCGUGCCUUGUUAGAUCAAACCUUGGAGAGGAUGGAAGUAAUCAGCGAGCUCAACAAAGAUGCGAUAACCGAUAAGAGUGCUAAGUUUCUUCGACGCUUACUGAAUAUUGAGGCAGACGCAGCUGAUGGUGGCAGGUAUAGUGCUAGAAGCGUAAGAGAACAUGGCGAGGAUUUGGCGGAUGGAAGCAUUGGGAAAGAAGGCGAAGAGGUUCGUUUGAGUAUACCGUAUCUCGGAAUCAUCAAGAUUGCGCGCGAGGGCCCAGUGUCUCGUCUCUCAGUCGAAGAUAAGAUAUUUCGGCCGCAUCAAGCUCCACAUAGAGACCCAGCAGUUGCCGAACCCAAUGAUGCACCUGAGGAUCUACCGCAUGUGUCGCCAAUAGAUGAACAACAGACAAUCUACCAAAGGAAUAAUAAGUUGCAAAAUUUUACCUUCUCGGAAAUGCUACCAAUAUCAGAAUGGCCGAAUCGGCAGGKACAAGAACCUGGCUAUGAUGAGCAGUCCCUGCUGGAUAACCUUAGCCAUAACCCUGACCGAGAAGGUGUGCAGCCACAUGCGGAAAUUCCUACCAUAACUAGCGAUAUAGAUGAUUGGGCGUUCGAGGGGGUUGACAUGGCUUUCUUCGACAGCUUAAUGCGGGGGACUUCGUUCGUGGAGACUGCCGAGUCGGAGCAAGGAAUUGGUGGGUAA